AUGUCUGCCGAAGGUACCAACACACCUCAGCUCACCAAGGACGCUCCUGUCGAGCAGCACGCCGCUGCCAGCGCCGGUUCCCACCACGAUGCCGCCGACGACAAGCUCGCCUACUCGGCGUCCGACCGCGACCUGGAGAGCAGCGGCCGCCCCCCCGUCGAGGCUAUUGAGCCCCACCCGCAGGGUGAGCCCGGUCGCGUCCACAAGCUCUGGCACUCGAUCCGCACCCACAAGGCUACCCGCGUCAUCUUUGACAUGGCCCUCAUCUGCUUGAUCCUCGGUUGGUGGUUGCCCGGUAUCAUCCGCGAAGAGACGCGCCACCGUUGGGUCAUCACCACCAUCUGGUCAUGGUUCUUCAUCCUUCUCAUCCUCUUCCACAACGACCGCUACAUCCCCAAGGCUCCCUUUGCAAACGCCAUCGAGGCUGUCUGGACCCGCUGCGCUGCAGAGCCCUGGAGCAAGGUGCCCCACUACGGCCAGAUCGGUAUCGGUUGGCUUGCUCUCCUCGCCCUUUACUUUGGUAGUGCCUUUGGUAUCAAGGAGGUCCCCGAGUCGCGAUACGGCGACCGUGCUCGCUCGCUCUUCGGUCUUUUCCUCAUCAACUGCUUCUUCUACGCCAUCUCAACCCGCCGCAGCGCCAUCAAGCUCCAGCCGGUCAUCACCGGUCUUGGUCUCCAGGUCAUCAUUGGUCUGCUCGUCUUCAAAACUGGCGCCUUCUUCAGCGUGGCCAAGUGGCUCGCCUUUGCUGCCGCUGACCUGCUCGCUCAGGGUCAGUUGGGUGGUGCCAACUUCUUCUGGCGUGACCUCGCCGGCCAGGGCUACUUCUUCAUCGACACGCUCUCGUCCAUCAUCUUCUUCGUGGCGCUCGUCGUCUUCCUCUCGUACCUCGGUGUUAUGUCUUGGGCCAUUCGCAAGUUUGCCUGGUUCUUCUUCAAGCUCAUGGGCAUCUCCGGUGCCGAGGCUGUCGUCGCUGCCGCUUCGCCUUUCAUCGGCCAGGGUGAGAACGCCGUGCUGGUGCAGAGCUUCCUCGACCUCAUGACCAACGCCGAAAUCUUCCAGGUUCUUACCUCGGGUUUCUCCACCAUUGCCGGUUCCGUCUUCCUCGCCUACGUUCAGAUGGGUGUUUCGCCCACCCACCUCAUCACCGCUGCCGUCAUGUCGAUCCCCGCUUCCAUCGCUGCCUCCAAGAUGGUCGUGCCCGAAACCGAGACCCCCAUCACUGCCGGCUCGAUCAACAUCGAGAUCAACGAAAAGUCGGACGCCGUCGACCCCCUGCACGCCUUCUCCAACGGUGCCUGGCUCGGUGUCCGCGUUGCUGCGCUCAUCUUCUGCAAUGUGCUCUGCAUUGUCUCGCUGCUGUACGCUGUCAACGGUCUGCUGACCUACAUCGGCCACUUCUGGACCAUCAACCACCUCACGCUCACGCUCAUCCUCGGAUACAUCCUCUACCCCUUCGCCUGGUGCAUGGGUGUCCCCAAGAAGGACCUGCUCACCGUCUCGAAGCUGCUGGCCACCAAGAUUGUCGCUAACGAGUUUGUCGCUUACUCGGAGCUCAAGAUGAUCAAGUCGGGGCUCGAGGGCCGCUCGAUCCUCAUCUCCAACUUCAUGCUUGCUGGAUUCGGCAACAUCGGCUCGCUCGGUAUCAACAUUGGUGUGCUCUCGGGUCUUGCCCCCAGCCGUGGUGGUGCAAUUGCCCGCCUGGCGCCUCUGUCGCUGAUGACCGGUAUCCUGGUCACCUGCUCGUCGGCUUGCAUUGCUGGUGUUCUUGGCAAGAACGAGUAA
Messenger RNA from Sporisorium graminicola, 1782 nucleotides. RefSeq lists its product as uncharacterized. The transcript has a single exon. Gene Ontology annotation, biological process: nucleoside transmembrane transport. Gene Ontology annotation, cellular component: membrane. NCBI's taxonomy places the organism in Eukaryota, Fungi, Basidiomycota, Ustilaginomycetes, Ustilaginales, Ustilaginaceae. The record is from RefSeq and is a predicted model, not a curated record. Gene Ontology annotation, molecular function: nucleoside transmembrane transporter activity; symporter activity. The coding region runs from base 1 to 1782 and encodes 593 amino acids.